AGAAUGAAAUAUAUCAUUUUUGGUCUUCGUUGGUACUUCAUAAGCACGAAUAAACUCGCUUACUGGUUCAAACUGAGGAAGCAUUACAUUUCAAAUUCAACAAAACUAAGCAAACAAAUUGCAUUCAAUCACGUGCUAAAUCAAGAUUACAAGGGAAACUAACACGGUGUAGCACAAGAAAUACACUUAUUGAAAUAUCAAAAGUUUACGCUUAGAAGAAAUCAGUCUUUCGCGCGUUGUAUAAACACAGAAAAUGGCAUCAUCACCGCAAAAACGCAAAUUUCCGGAUGUAUCACCUGAAGAGCCGGUAGUCAGCAGAAGUGGUCGUAUUCGUAAGCCAAAGGUGUUCUAUGACCCGUCGGAAAGUGCUAAACGACGUUCCUUGCCAAAUACGGAAACGGCAAAGUCGAAGAAAGCUUCCAAGGUAGUUGAAGCACAACCCGAGCAACAAGUGAAGAAAUUAGAAAAAUCGCCGAUUGAAGAGAAGGAAAAAGCGAAAAUAGCACCAGUGAAAGCGGCUGUAAUAAACAAUCGUCGACGUACAAUAUGCGCUUCAACUUUUGCCGUUGCCGACGAUGGUACCGGUUGCAUCGUAUGUGGUCGCAGCGAUAUCAAGAAAGGACGCUUCGUCAAUUGCACAGACUGCAAUAGUCGCGGACAUUUCACGUGCCUACGGAAUGACAAACUCUUCAAAACUGCCGACCAAGAGCACAAUUGGCAAUGUGCCACUUGUAAAAUUUGCAAGCAUUGCUUGAGAAUCACACAGAACGAGCAACUCUAUAAAUGCAUCCUUUGCUUAAGCUCAUACCACUUGCAUUGCUCCAGCAAAUUUGCACAGUUGCCAAAACACGUGGUGAAGAAAAAGUUCACCUGCGGUAUGUGUAUGAAAGGGUUGGCGGCGGCCAAGAAGCCAGUUGAAAUAUCGCCACGGUCUUUGAUACCGAAUCGAAAAUCCGAAGGUUUUCCCGGUUUUCCACGUAACGAAACUGUCAAAGUUGCUCCGAAACCAACUGUCGCAACAAAGACCAUCAAGAAAAUCGUCUCGUUCCCAAUCGAUAGUGAUGCAACUUCAAACAAGACACCAUCAGUUGAUCGAGAAACAGAAUGUUCAGAACAAAUCGACUUUCAAGCUGAAUUGGAAAUUAAACGUGAAAAAUCAACGCCAUCACCAGAACGUGAAGCCGCUCGCACUGAACCGUUCUUUGGCCGAACGUCAGUUGAAAGCAAUGGCCCAAUGAUAAUUUCGGUCAGAACCGAUUUGGUUGAACACCAAACCAAGCCAACGAAGAUUGAAUCAGAUUUGGUGCGUCCGGAAAGUGAUGACGAGAAAAUGGACAUUGAAUAUGAUACGAAGACGAUUAUUAAACCACAUGAAAGUAUUCCAGACGUUCGGAAAUGGGACUGCGAUGAAGUCUAUACUUAUUUCACGGCAAAAGCACCACAAUUCGCACAACUCUUAAAGGACAACCAAAUCGAUGGUGACGCACUAUUGUUGAUCAAACGCGAAGAUGUUCUGAAUCGCUUCAAUCUGAAACUUGGACCAGCCCUGCGUUUGUAUAUGCACAUUGUUGAGCUACAGUACAAAAACAACAAUCCCAUUCUCGCUUGGAACGAAUUUUAAAUACAACGAAAUAGAUCAAUAAGGUUGACCAUUUAUUCAUUCAGCUUCAUAUUUCAUGCUAAUUUCUUUCUUCCCCUACCCAUGGAAGAGCCUCACAGGAUUUUAUAAAUUUUAUUUUACUUUAGACUAAGUCUCAUUCCAUCAACCCAUCUAAAAGAAACAAAAAAAUUUCAAAAAUAGAAAGAAAUUAUUGCCCAUAAAAUGCCACUCAGAUCGGGCCUGUGUUCGUAGAGAUAAAGGUUUUUUUCCCGGAACAAUCUUGAAUAUUUAGAAUAUUUUAAUACGGCAGAAAAAUUGUUACGAUAAGAAUUUUUAAAUAAAAAAUGCAUUAAUGAAAAAAUGCAGCUCGAAUAAAAAACACA
Sitodiplosis mosellana (orange wheat blossom midge) is the source of this 1983-nucleotide messenger RNA. RefSeq lists its product as uncharacterized. The transcript is spliced from 3 exons. The record is from RefSeq and is a predicted model, not a curated record. Bases 254 to 1621 code for a protein of 455 amino acids. Lineage: Eukaryota; Metazoa; Arthropoda; Insecta; Diptera; Cecidomyiidae.